AUGGCGUGCAUGCACGGCUCCCACGACUCGCUGACCAGCAAGAUCCGGUCUGGCGCUCACGAGCGUGUCGCGUCGGAGGCCUCCAGCCCACGCGCGGGCGAGCCGCGAGCGGUGGUCUUCUUAGACGUAGACGGCGUGCUCUGCUGCAAUAGCGAGGCGCGGCUGGAGGCGGCGCCGCUGCGCCAGCUCCGGAGAAUCUGCGACACCACCGGCGCGCAGGUCGUGCUCAGCUCCGACUGGCGCCGCAACGCGACACUCUCGAGGCGCAUAGCUGCUUCCCUCGAGGAGACAGGUGUUGGCCUGAUCGGUGAGACGCCGCAGAUGGAGGCCGUGGGCCACGGCCAGCGAGCGCGGCCGAGGGAGAUCGCUCACUGGCUCUCGUGGCCGCCCCGGAGCUGGAAGGAGUCGGUGAGCUGGGUGGUGCUCGACGAUCGCGACCUGCUGGCGGAGGAGGGCGGCGUCUUCCUGCGCGGCCGCCACGUGCGCACCUUCUUCCGCACCGGCCUCACCGCCGAGCUCGCCGACCGCGCCAUCGCGACGCUGCUGCACGGCCCCGCAGAGUCCGGCCCCGGGUCGCGCAACGGAGGCGCCGUCGGCACCACUGGCUCGCCCCGCAGAAGCGUAGCCUCGCUGCAGUCGCUGCUCCGGAGGAGCGGCUCCAGGCGGCGCCUGUCGUCGUCCGCGUCGGAGGCCGGCCCUUCGCAGAGCGGGGCGGCGGCGGCCGAGCAGGGGGCGGUUCCGCAGCAAGGGACACGGGCGCCGCCGGGCGGCGAGAGGCGAUAG
Molecule: messenger RNA, 783 nt
Organism: Emiliania huxleyi CCMP1516
Lineage: Eukaryota; Haptophyta; Isochrysidales; Noelaerhabdaceae
Exons: 1
Coding region: 1-783 (260 amino acids)
Source: RefSeq, a predicted model, not a curated record